AUGACUGAAAUUGACCAGUCUAUUCUGGAUGAUGUUGACAUGUACCAUGACGAAAAUGAUACUAGUAAUGAAGAUGAAUCUGUUAGCAAUUCAGAAUAUACUAUGGAGUCUAUGGAGCUUGAUAAUACUAUUUCAUAUAAGUGCGCAUGUAAUUUUGAGGACAGUGAGGGUGAAGCUCACAUUUACGACAGCAGCCGAAUCAGUACAAAUACUUUUACCAAGGCCGAGUUGAUGAGUAUUCAUCUGUCUCAAUUGAUGCUACAGCAUAGAAUUGCUAGAGCAGCAUAUAGAGACAUUGUUCAAUUUAUAAACACUGUCAUCCGAGACUAUGACGAUAUAAUGAUGGAACCUGGGGCUAAGAUCAGUCAUGGCGAAACUGUUGAUGCUUUGCUCAAGUCAAAGUCAAGUGUCAAGGGCCAUGAGUAUGAUGUCUGCUCUAGUGGUUGUCGAUUGUAUGGCAUUAAUGACGACCAGGAAUCUUGUACUGAUCCCGAUCAAAUUCAGACACCAGCCGCCAGUAUGAAACUUAUGUCAGUUGGGGAUAUGCUUUCUCAAAUGUUGGCAGAUCCAGCCACAAGAGAACUCCUCUGUUACAGAGCAAACCAGGAAUCUGUAGCUGGUCAGCUAACCAACAUUUUUGAUGGUGACAAUUACAAGCAGUUGGUGCAGCAGGGCCUGUUCUCCAAUCCCGAUGAUAUUGCCAUUGGGCUUUAUACCAAUGGGUUUGUCAAUCAAAAGAAAGGCAAAAACUCAUAUACCAUCAUCCAUUGCAUAAUAUUCAACCUAGACCCAUCCAUCAGAUGGCAUGGCAUGUACUUUGAUGACAUUUCCGCCCGGUUAAGACCUUUGAAAGACUUCAAAUCGAAGAACAUAUACCAGCUGAGCAUAUAUACCCAACUCUCAACCUUCUCUGGAUCAUCAUUUUUUGCAUUAGAUGAACUUCAUUUAAUUGCAAGAGGGAUUGGAAAGCUUGUGUAUGACCUGAUUACCAUCACCCUCACAAAAUACUUCAAGCACUGGCACUCGUUUUUAUACCAACAAGUCCAGAAUAAUACCCUGUCUCAUAGUGUUUUCCGACCAGUGCAACAUUACCUGGUCAAUAUACCCUAUAUCAUCAAGCAGCAAGGCCCCCUGCAAUGCUACUCCACUCGCUCAAUGGAGAGAGUAAUUGGCGUCUUCUCGAAAUUGAUAAAGUCCAAAUCAAAGGGUGGCCAAAACGCCAGUUUUCUUGUCAAGCGAUUUGCGAUUCACAAUUAUACCAGCACGGCAAUCAGCAUCUGUGAUGAAAUCAACCUCAUUUGGCCAAAGCCAUAUGGAAGAGAGAGCUACAUGGACCUUCCUAAUGAUCCUAGUGGUGCGCAGUUGUGGGAGCCAUUUCAUCAGUUUGUUAAUUUGAACAAUGAUUCAGUGGAAGGUGUAGGCAGCCCUAGUGUGAAGGAAGCUUUAUUGAAAUACUACCAGAGAACAACAGGCUUGACUGGCCACGAGUUUGGUGACUCUGUUGUUGUUGUAGCUGCACGUCUGUGGAUGGACUCGACUGUAUAUUCCUCAUGCAUCAACCGUAAUGUAAUUGUUCACAGCUGGCUCAUCGGUACAGUACAGUUCUACUUUCAGCAUGUAGAUUUCUAUGGCUUCCCACACUUUCUUGCUUUCGUGGAGGUCAUGAAGGAACAUGACGCGGCUGGUCAUGACUCAUCAGUACCUAUCGUCAAACAACGGUCACAAAGCACCCAUACACUAGGCCACCAAACGCAACCGACUUAUGCAGUUAUAAGUGUAAAUGACAUUUGUCAUCAAGUUAGUCUGGUCCAAUACCCACCGAAUGGAAACCAGUUUUAUGUAAUUGCGCCCUAUUAUAUCUUUAACAACAACAUGCGCAUUACUAAAGGCAAUCUUUCCAUUCUGUAA
This is a messenger RNA of Phycomyces blakesleeanus NRRL 1555(-), 1908 nucleotides long. RefSeq lists its product as hypothetical. Bases 1 to 1908 code for a protein of 635 amino acids. Lineage: Eukaryota; Fungi; Mucoromycota; Mucoromycetes; Mucorales; Phycomycetaceae. The record is from RefSeq and is a predicted model, not a curated record. The transcript is spliced from 8 exons.